UCCGGACGAAUGCGCAAACACGCGGCAGUCGUGCGCUCUUCUCCGUAGCGUUCGUUUAAAGGAUCGGAAAUUGUUGAAUCGUAGAUCGUAGACCGUAGAUCCCGCGAUGGCGGACGCGUCGCGUGCGAAAUCGCGUCCCGCCACCGGUAAAUUGCCCUCGACGACGGGGGUUCCGUUGCCACGCGGAAAGGAAAACGUGCGUCCUUCCGCGGCUGCCAGCAAUAAAAAAGUUUCGUUUACAAAAGAAUCCAUUUGCCGAAGGCAUGUCGAUCGUGCUAGCAGUCAGGUGAACCACGCGUUCCCCAAUAGCCUCGCUGUCAAAAAGAUACCCUUUCAAGUCCAUUGCGACGACAAGCCUCGAGAAGAAUCGCGUCUACGAAUCCAGUCAACGAACGGUCCUGGGUUGCGAGUAAUCGACGAUGUCUUGAACGAAGCGACGAGGGAACGGUCGAUCAUCGGUCGCGGGACGAUCGAGAAAUCCCGCUUUGAUAAGAAGCCGUUGCCCUCCAAGAUACCCCGUCGCUCGAGGUCGUGUUCCGUUUCAACAGACCGAAACCUCUCCAAACGAUCGACGGAAAUUGAGAAAAAAGUUAGUCGUUGGAUCAACGAGAAAGAGAGAGGCAGAGCGUCCUGCACGAUGGUGUCAUCGAUACCGAUCGAGUCAGCAAUCCAGGAGGACGGACGUACGGCGAACAAGACUUACAAUAUCGAUAGUGUUGAAAUUCCGAGCCGUCCCAAAAAACGAGAGUCUCUACCGGUCGAGUUGCUCUAUCACACAGAGUAUCACGAGGAUCUACCGAACGUCGAACAUCAGAGAGAGGAGCGAUCUAUUCGAUUGUCCGCAAACUUCUUACAAAGGCGUGUAAACGUGGAACAAAGGAGGCUGGUGGUUAUCUUUAUGAUACACGUUGGGAAGCAUUGCCGGUACCCGUCGUUCAUCGUGUAUCAAGCAGUGAAGCUAUUCGACGUGGUGCUGGAUAAAAUCCCGUUGGACACGGAGUUCCUACAACUAGGGGCAUUGGCCAGCUUGUGGAUCGCGUUGAAGAAGCAAGAAAAUUAUCACAAAAUACCGACGGCUUCGGCGAUGGUGGCCCUGGCUAAAGAAUUGUACAUCAGUCGAGAAGAUUUGCUGAUCGCCUACGAGAGAGAGAUCCUGAUGUCUUUAAACUUUAACGUGACGUUCGCGGACCCGUUCUCUCUGUUCAACCAUCACCUGAUCAACAGUAAACGUUGCGCCGGCGUUUCAGAAGAGACUGCCCUGUUUCUUUAUCAUUGCGGCGGCUAUUUGAUCGACGUAACGCUGCUGGACGAACAGUUUUGUAGAAUAAGCGCGAGUCUGAUCGCCGUGACGGCAGCCGAGCUGGCACUCGGCCUCACUUUCGAAGCGGUUGUGGAGAACGCUCGUCCGCGCUGGUUAUUUUGGAGAGGUCAGCUGUUCGCCAACGAACCUUCCUUAUCCGAAAGGUUUCAGGACAAGGAAAUCGAUCAAUGCCGGAUCACGAUGUUGCGACGCGUGUUAAAUUCUGGAUUGAAGCGCAACGGCUUCGAGGUGGUGUUUAAAAAGUACAGUAGCAGCAGAUACGGUCGGAUAGCGGAACGUUUAAUAGAGCGAGCUGCGAAACUAUCGCUCUCGGAAUCGUUGUUCGACCCGUAACGCGUCGAAAUGGUGCGGCGUCGCGUCGGUCCCCUUUCACGAUCUACACGAAUUGAUAGCGAGGUAAGGAAGAAACGAGAAUAAAGUAAAAAUGCGUGUAUUGUU
Messenger RNA from Osmia bicornis bicornis, 1759 nucleotides. RefSeq lists its product as uncharacterized. Gene Ontology annotation, cellular component: nucleus; cytoplasm; cyclin-dependent protein kinase holoenzyme complex. Bases 107 to 1654 code for a protein of 515 amino acids. Gene Ontology annotation, biological process: regulation of cyclin-dependent protein serine/threonine kinase activity; mitotic cell cycle phase transition. Lineage: Eukaryota; Metazoa; Arthropoda; Insecta; Hymenoptera; Megachilidae. The transcript is spliced from 8 exons. The record is from RefSeq and is a predicted model, not a curated record. Gene Ontology annotation, molecular function: cyclin-dependent protein serine/threonine kinase regulator activity.